Messenger RNA from Nerophis ophidion (straightnose pipefish), 3451 nucleotides. It is a transcript of the gene nek10, whose product is annotated as NIMA-related kinase 10. The record is from RefSeq and is a predicted model, not a curated record. The transcript is spliced from 32 exons. Gene Ontology annotation, molecular function: protein kinase activity; ATP binding; protein binding. NCBI's taxonomy places the organism in Eukaryota, Metazoa, Chordata, Actinopteri, Syngnathiformes, Syngnathidae. Gene Ontology annotation, biological process: protein phosphorylation. The coding region runs from base 1 to 3318 and encodes 1105 amino acids.
AUGGAUGAAGGGCCGUCAUGUGAUCUCUGGAGGCUUCAGGCCCUGCUGGCCAUGAGCGGCCCUGAACAAGAGGUGUUGAGUCACAGUAAAACAGGAAGCAGCAGAUUCCACAGCCCGCACGGUCAAAUGGACAGCUGCAGCGAGGCCUCUGAGCUAGAAAGUUUCAGUAUGACAUACAGAGAGCAGAGAUGUUUCAGCAGCCACCCGCUACACAAAGUCUUCUCAAACAUCCUAGCCUCUCUCGUGAAGAACCGCCUCUGCAGUGACAGGAUCGAUGUGGCGCCACCCGAGUCGGUCCUGAGAGUUCUGCUUUGCCUGCGACUGCUGAUCAGAGACCCUCAGCAUCAGAAAAUGCUGCAUCGUCUUCAAGGCGUCCGUUCACUUGCCAAGCACAUGAGCGGUGUGGCCGACAUGUACUUAGCGUGUGACGGGCAAGAGCUCGCAGCGCGGUCGCUGGUCGCCAUGACCUACACGUUCCAGAAGCUGUCAGCCGCUGAAGACCAAAGGGUCUGGGUCAUCGAGAGCGGCGCGCACACGACGCUGGUGAAGCUGCUGUCCACAACCGAUAGCAGCGUGCUGCUGGGAGCCCUCAUCGCACUCACCAGCUUGGCUGAGAGCGCGCAGUGCAGGGACGAGAUCGGGGAGCUGCAGAUUGCCGAGAACCUUCUUGUUAUCCUGCAGGAAUACGACCUCCUGUCCAAGAGGAUGGCUGCAGAGCUGCUGAGGCGUCUCUCGCCAGUGCAGUGUGUCAGAGAUCAGCUGAGGGAGCUGGAGGGCUUGCCGGUGUUGCUCAGCCUGCUGCACACCCCGCACGUUAAGCUGCUGUGGAGCGUCGCCUGGACCCUGGUACAGUUGUGCCAGGACCCCGACGCCAGGGCCGACAUACGGAGCUUAGGGGGUGUGCAGCCGCUGCUCCGGCUGCUUAACAGUCAAAGACACUCGGCCUGUGACCGCUCGUCAGUGGAGAGGCUGUCGAGCGCCCAAGCCGCUGAUCGUGUCCACAAAGGACUUCAUAGAGAGGAGGUCUGCCCCCAGGUUGAAGCCGACGACACAGCGGCCCUGCAGUCAGGCUGCUGCACAGCUCUGACUGAGCUCUGCCUGGAUGACUCGUGUGCUCAUCACAUUGUGCAGGAAAAUGGAAUCUUCAUCCUGGCAAAACUGAUUUUACCGCCAAACUCUGUUCCAAAGAUGUCGUCUCUACAGUGCUACGCAUUCCGGGCUUUGCGCUUUCUCUUCAGCGCGGAGAGGAACAGACAUCCUUUCAAGAGGCUCUUCCCGACUGACCUUUUUGAGGUUUUUAUUGACGUGGGUCAUUAUGUGCGAGACCUCCGGGCCUACGAGAGUCUUCAAAUCAUAGUUUCUCAAUAUUCUGAAGACGAGCUGGAGACCCUGAGAGAGAGCAUCAGAGCCGUGGACCAGAACCGGCCCGCGCUCAAAGUAAUCAAUAGCUACGCCAUACUGGACCAUCUCGGCACUGGCGCCUUCGGAAGCGUCUUCAAGGUCCGGAAGCAGACCGGUCAGAAUCUUCUGGCUCUAAAAGAGGUCAACCUCCGCAACCCGGCUUUCGGCAAAGACAAGAAGUCCAGAGAUAGCAACGUGGAAAAGAUCAUCUUGGAGCUGGCCAUCAUUAAAGAACAGAUGGCCCACCCAAAUGUUGUCAAGUACUACAAGACCUUCCUUGAAGACGACAAGCUGUACAUCGUGAUGGAGCUGAUCGAGGGGGUUCCUCUGCUGGAGCGUUGCAACUCACUGAAGGAGAAGCAGCAGCACUUUACAGAGGAGCAGAUCUGGAACAUCUUCAUCCAGAUGUGCUUGGCGGUGAGGUACCUUCAUAAGGAGAAGCGAAUAGUUCAUCGCAACCUGACGCCCAACAACAUCCUGCUGGGCGAGAAGGACAAAGUCACCAUCACCGACUUUGGCCUGGCCAAACAGAAGCGAGAGAGCUGCAAGCUAACCUCGGUGGUCGGCACCAUCUUGUACUCAUGUCCAGAAGUGGUGAAGAAUGAGCCGUACGGAGAGAAGGCAGACAUCUGGGCUCUGGGCUGCAUUGCCUAUCAGAUGGCCACUUUGGAGCCCCCCUUCUACAGCACCAACAUGUUGUCACAUGCCAACAAGAUCGUUGAAGCCAUCUAUCAGCCACUAGAAGAAGGUGCUUACUCGGACAGGCUUGAGGACAUGAUAGUAUGGUGUUUGAGUCCAGACGCGGACCAGCGGCCGGACAUUGUGGCGGUCAGUUCCAGGAUUUCUGACCUGAUGAUGAGGCUGAUGGACGGUCUCUACACCUCCCAGAAUGCGCUGGAAAAAAGAGCAGAAAGGUACAGGAAGCUAGCACAGAAGUACUUCCUGGACAAGCACAGGAGCAGGGAAACCUUGAGCCUCUCUGUCCUGCCUGAGGAACAAGACUUCAUGACUGCUGAGCUUCCAGUUGUGUACUUUCCUGCAAGUCCAAACCAGACUGAAAAGCACCUCAGUCUAGGUCAAGUCUCUCAGGAGGAUGUGGAGACUCUCAGGACCAGCAACUCUCCGAAAGAACACUACAGUCAGUCGUCCGUCCUUAUGAAGGUUUUAAAUGAAAGCGGUUCACAUUCUUCUCAGUUGAAGUGGUUUACAUGUUACAGCGUCAAAGUCUGCUGCCUCUGUUGCUCGUCAACAACGUCCAUGUGGGCAAGUGAAAAUCCUUGUUGGCACUUGAAGCUGCUUCUGAAAGUAUUUUACUCACAUUCUUUGGUGCUCUCAGAAAGGGUUCAUCUCUUGGAAGGAUGGACAAUAAAAAUUGUAAGAGGUCAGUGGACCCAGAAUUUUUGGAGACCCUCUUUAGAGGAAAUAAAAGAUCUCGUCUACCAAACUCUUCCAGCCACGCCAGGGAUCUGUGUCUCCCAGAGGAAGCUUCGCCAGAUCCAGGACCCCAUCCACAGACUCCUGGCCCAGCUGCACAAAGUGGUCUACAUCACUAUGCUUCCACCUGCUCCUCAUCACGACGUCAGGAGGAGGCUUGUGGAAAGGUUCCAAAAGUCCCUUUUCCAGUCCGGGAGUGACGCGCGGCGACUAAGAGGAACUCGGCAAGGUCGGAACCUCUCACCAAAUAUUCAAAAAAUGUUGCUGACUCAGCUGGGUUCCCCUGCAGCUGAUGCAGGCCUCAUCAGAACCCGUGGAGUCAGGCUCCGGCAGUCCCUUACGCCGCGCCAUGGAGACGUCCAUCCCCAGGAAGACUCAGGUGACGGUCUGGGAGGAGGAGUCACGUACCAGCACAUGCAGGGGAUCGUGGAGGAGCUGCUGGAGGACAACGGCUACUACGAAGCCACGCGCACCAGCAGCUAAAAGAAAGAAGAGACGGAAGCCCUUUCUCGAUAUUUUCAUCGUUAUCUACCGUGGAUUGGGAAGUUUUAAGACUGGCAAUGCCCGAUUUCCUGUGGCGUGAUCCUUCACCGGUGGAUAAACGCGUAAAAGGAAG